AUGGCCACGCUGCUGCUCCUCUCCCUCCUGACCGGAUCGCUGGGGCCGGGGUCGGGAGGAAGCCCCCCGGCGUGCCCCGCCUCCUGCAAAUGUUCCCCUGCCUCCAGCAUUUACUGCAACAGAACUGGACUCAGAAGUCUGCCCAAGGAACUCGCGGCCUCCACCAUUUCCCUGAACCUGUCCAAUAAUUUCCUGCGCCUGCUGACCGCCGACGCCUUCAGCAACCUGACCCUUCUGAACAGCCUCUGGCUGGACCACAACAACCUGACGUUCUUGUACCCGGGGGCGUUCAAGUCGCUCUGCAACUUGAGGGUGCUCCAGCUCAGCCGGAACCCCCGGCUGACCUACCUUCACGCCAACACCUUCCAAGGCCUAGCGAACCUCAUCAGCCUGGACUUAUCCCACUGCAACCUCUUUGAGAUCCACCCGUUCGUGUUCACCCACCUGCCCUCGCUGGAAGCGCUCGACCUGACGGCCAACAACAUGCGCUAUCUCCCGCAGGCCUUCCGCAGCCUGACCGGCCUCACGAGGCUGUCCCUGGAGAGGAACCGCAUCGAGGCCAUCGGCAGGGACUCCCUGAAGGACAUGGAGGCCCUGAAGGAGCUGAACCUCCGGAGGAAUCGCAUCUGGACCAUCCAGAAGGACGCCUUCCUCCCGCUGGACCAGCUGGGCGUGUUAAAUUUAGGACACAACCGCCUCUCCGAUUUGCCUAAUCAGCUUUUUGCUGGAUUAACGCAGCUGAAGACCAUGCACCUGGAGGCCAACCGGCUGACCCGGAUCGGCUGCCCCUUCAGCAGCCUGCGCAGCCUGAGGAAGCUGUACCUCAACAACAACCGCAUCUUCUCCGUUGACGGCUCGGCUUUCUCCCACUUGGGGGAGCUGAACUUCCUUCACCUGAGCCGGAACAACCUGAGCCACCUCCCCAGCCGCCUCCUCGCGGGGCUGCCCAAGCUGAGGUUCGUCCUCCUGGCCCACAACCCCUGGCCGUGCGACUGCACCAUGCUGUGGUUCGCCACGUGGGUCCUGACCUACCAAGGGGUCGUGGAGGGCCCGCAGUGCGCCUCUCUGGCCCUCGGCAACAGAUCCUUCCCCAGCCACCGGGCCCAGGACGCCUUACCCAGCUGCCCUCCGCCCUCGGAGCCAGCUGAAGAGGACGACUGCAGCAGCGCCCGCCAGAAUGGGGCUGCUCAGCCGCCCGGGCUCUCCGAGACCCUGGGGGGCCUCCUGCUCUCCUGGGGGGCCCGGACAUGCCUGGCCGCCUUCUCCUUCCACAGGGGGCCGGCUGGAGCAGUGCAGCUGCAUUGA
Messenger RNA from Varanus komodoensis (Komodo dragon), 1305 nucleotides. RefSeq names its product nyctalopin-like. The record is from RefSeq and is a predicted model, not a curated record. The transcript has a single exon. NCBI's taxonomy places the organism in Eukaryota, Metazoa, Chordata, Lepidosauria, Squamata, Varanidae. The coding region runs from base 1 to 1305 and encodes 434 amino acids. Gene Ontology annotation, molecular function: protein binding.